AUGGAGAACAAAGCUGAAGAAAGAUUUUAUUUCCAUCUUGUUCUAUUUGCUUCAAAGUUUCUAUCUGCAGAUAGCAUUAAUGAGGUUAAGUCAGGAGUCAAAGUGCUCCUCUGUUGUCCAGGUGUUCCGUGUUCUGAAGCCGAUUACAAGCGCUGGUCUCCAUCAGACGAGCAUGGUAACGAGUGUCUGCUGGGCAGGGAGGUGACCUUCAAAAGAAGAGCUCCUCACGCCACGUGCUUCAAUGGGGAAGACUUUGACAGGCCUGUCACCAUCUCCAACUGUUCCUGCACUCGCCAGGACUAUGAAUGUGACUAUGGCUUUAAGCUGAGUGAGGAUUUGUCUCUUCAAGUGUGUGUACCUGACCCAGAGUUCCUGGGAGACCUCUAUGCUCCUCCAGUUCCUUGUCCCAUUGGUACCAGCUACCACCGCAGCAAAGGCUACAGGAAGGUACCAGGGGACAGCUGCAGUGGGGGAGACGUGGAGGCCAGGCUGGACGGAGAGAUGCUGCCCUGUCCUGUUGGAGAGAGUAAUGAGUUCAUACUGUAUGCCGUGAGGAACUCCAUCCACCGUUACGACCUGGCCACUGGCACCGACCAGCCCCUGCCUCUAGUUGGCCUUAGGGAAGCCGUGGCACUGGACUUUGACUAUGACAGGAACUGCCUGUACUGGGCAGACAUCUCGCUGGACACCAUCCAGCGUCUGUGUUUGAAUGGCAGCACAGGUCAGGAGGUCAUUGUGAGGAAAGAUCUGCAGAAUGUGGAGGCUCUGACCUUUGACCCCAUCAGCAGGCUGCUGUACUGGGUCGAUGCAGGAGCCCAGAAGAUUGAGGUUUCUAAUCCUGACGGAGACCUGCGUCACACUUUGCUCAACUCCUCCAUCCUGGAACACCCCCGAGCUCUGGUUCUGCUGCCUGCAGAAAGUAUGAUGUUCUGGACUGACUGGGGAGACCGGGCAGCCGGCAUCUACCGGGGCUACAUGGAUGGAAGCAAUGUGUCCUGCAUCAUGGCAGAAGGAGUCCGCUGGCCCAACGGGAUCACCACAGAUGACCGGUGGCUGUACUGGACCGAGGCGUUCAGCGACCGCAUUGAAAGGGCAGACUUCACCGGAGGACAGAGGAGUGUUCUGAUGGAGGGACUGCCCCAUCCGUACGCUAUUGCUGUCUUCAAGAAUGAUCUGUACUGGGACGACUGGUCAAGAAUGGGAAUCUUCAAAGCUCCAAAAGCUGGAUCUCAGAACAAUGAGCUGAUUGUUGGCAGAUUAACUGGAGUCAUGGACCUCAAGAUUUUCUAUAAGGGGAAGAACAGAGGGCAUAAUGCCUGCACCUACCAGCCAUGCAGUUUGCUGUGUCUCCCACAGCCUGGCCACAAACACACCUGUGUUUGUCCGGAGGGUGCACCGACCCUGACCAUACCCAAUGGAGAGCUGCAGUGCCAGUGUCCCCCUGGUUACCAGCAUCAAAACAACACAUGCACCAAAACCAAGCACAGCUGCUUGCCCAAUCAGUACCGCUGUGCCAACGGACGUUGCAUCAGCAGUAUCUGGAAAUGCGACAGUGACAACGACUGUGGAGACAUGAGCGAUGAGCAGGAGUGUCCCACUACAACUUGUGAUCCAUCCAACCAGUUCCGUUGCAUAGCCUCAGGCUCGUGCAUCCCUCUGGCCUUUAAGUGUGACCAUGAAGACGAUUGUGGUGACAACAGUGACGAGGAGCACUGUGGUACAAGGGUGUAACUUUGUGUUGCAAGUUGGUGGGGACGAGGAGGAGCGGGGGUUGGGCACUGAUGCAACCACAGUUACUGGAAGGCCUUUUCUUUUCUAGUGCUAAAAAUAUAGCCAAAACUUACAUGUGAAUGCCAUGCAGUCUUAUUCAAUAAAUUAGGAUAUACAUCCUGA
Poecilia latipinna (sailfin molly) is the source of this 1893-nucleotide messenger RNA. RefSeq names its product sortilin-related receptor-like. Gene Ontology annotation, molecular function: protein binding. Bases 1 to 1731 code for a protein of 576 amino acids. The transcript has 12 exons. The record is from RefSeq and is a predicted model, not a curated record. Gene Ontology annotation, biological process: protein retention in Golgi apparatus; post-Golgi vesicle-mediated transport; protein targeting to lysosome. Gene Ontology annotation, cellular component: Golgi apparatus; membrane. Lineage: Eukaryota; Metazoa; Chordata; Actinopteri; Cyprinodontiformes; Poeciliidae.